Molecule: messenger RNA, 1480 nt
Organism: Fimicolochytrium jonesii
Lineage: Eukaryota; Fungi; Chytridiomycota; Chytridiomycetes; Spizellomycetales; Powellomycetaceae
Product: actin family
Exons: 7
Coding region: 179-1360 (393 amino acids)
Biological process (GO): Arp2/3 complex-mediated actin nucleation
Cellular component (GO): actin cortical patch; Arp2/3 protein complex
Molecular function (GO): actin filament binding
Source: RefSeq, a predicted model, not a curated record
CGAACACCACCUUACGCCCAACUGCAACACAACGACGCAAUCGGCGGUCUUGGCAGUGUCUUGGCAGCACCGAUUACAACGCCCGACGAACCACAUAUAAACCCUUUCGGAGCUCGGCGUCCGGCUUCGCUAUCCUUCCGUUUCUACCCACCCUCACUCACGUCACGAGCGUCCAAAAAUGCCAACGAAAGAAGUCAUCGUUUGCGAUAACGGAACUGGGUUCGUCAAAUGCGGCUACGCCGGCGAACACUUCCCCGAAGCGACGUUCCCCGCGGUCGUCGGGCGGCCCAUCCUCCGUUCUGAAGAACGCAUCGGCGAUGUCGUACUCAAAGACAUCAUGGUCGGCGACGAAGCGGCUGCGCUCCGCAGCAUGCUGCAGAUGACGUACCCGAUGGAGAACGGGAUCGUGCGCAACUGGGACGACAUGCACCACCUGUGGGACUACACGUUUCGCGAGAAGCUGAAGAUUGAGAACUUUGCGGAUCACAAGAUCUUGUUGACCGAGCCGGCCAUGAACCCGAAAAGGAAUAGGGAGCUGAUGUGUGAGGCUAUGUUUGAGCAGUAUGGGUUCAAUGGGGUGUACGUCGCGAUUCAGGCGGUUUUGACGCUAUAUGCUCAAGGACUGCAAACCGGUGCCGUCGUCGACUCUGGGGAUGGUGUCACGCACAUCGUUCCCGUAUAUGACGGUUACGCGCUUCCUCACCUCACUCGCCGUCUCGACGUCGCGGGACGGGAUAUCACCCGGUACCUCAUCAAACUGUUACUCCUGCGCGGUUACGCCUUCAACAGGACAGCAGAUUUCGAGACGGUGCGCGAGCUGAAGGAGAAAGUGUGCUACAUUGGAUACGACCUGGAUCUGGAGCAAAAGCUAGCCAACGAGACGACGGUGCUCAUGGAGGAGUACACCCUGCCUGACGGACGCGUAAUCAAGGUCGGAUCUGAAAGGUUCCAGGCACCCGAGGCACUCUUCUCCCCACAUCUCGUCGAUGUCGAAUCGCCCGGUGUAGCUGAAUUACUCUUCAACACCAUCAACGCAGCGGAUAUGGACGUCCGCCCCGAACUCUACAAACACAUCGUCCUAUCCGGCGGAACCUCCAUGUACCCUGGCCUGCCAAGUCGUCUCGAGAAGGAGAUGAAGCAGCUUUACCUCGAACGCGUAUUGAAGGGUGACACCUCCCGGUUGAGCAAAUUCAAAAUCCAAGUCGAAGACCCCCCAAGACGUAAACACGCCGUCUUCUUGGGAGGUUCCGUCUUGGGAGACAUCAUGAAGAACAGGGAAUCCUUCUGGGUGACAAAGGCGGAAUGGGACGAGCAGGGUGUCCGGUCGUUGGCCAAACUGGGACCUCGAGGAUCCGCUUGAUGAUUCUCGCAAAAACACGUGUGUAUAUAGAGACUAGCAAUUUGAAGAGAUUUGGCAUCUGAAGCGACCUAGUCUGUGGUUGCUACAUGUACAGCUGCCGUUCGGGAGCAAUGAGAGAAG